Plodia interpunctella (Indianmeal moth) is the source of this 8494-nucleotide messenger RNA. RefSeq names its product Schwannomin interacting protein 1 (gene Schip1). Gene Ontology annotation, cellular component: cell junction; plasma membrane. NCBI's taxonomy places the organism in Eukaryota, Metazoa, Arthropoda, Insecta, Lepidoptera, Pyralidae. Gene Ontology annotation, biological process: positive regulation of hippo signaling. The transcript is spliced from 12 exons. The record is from RefSeq and is a predicted model, not a curated record. Bases 320 to 3001 code for a protein of 893 amino acids.
ACAAGAACUGAACUUAAACGACAUUUUUUUCAAAGCAACCUAUGUGGGACUUGGCAUAUCAUUUUAAAUUAGAAGAAAGUAAAAUUAUGAAUAAUGUAUUUAUAAAGAAAAAAAAAUAGAUUACAGAACAUUAAAUCAGAUAAGAUGGUGUUUAUAUCUCUGCGAGAGAUUCCGAAGCGCCGUUAGCGCUGGAUGUUGCCGAGUUAGAAUUAAUUAAAUCUCUCACCAAGAGCGCUCCGGAGAUAAAAUGGAAACUUUUCCUUUCGGAUCAAAACAUAUCUACUUUUUGAAUUCCUCGAGUUUUUAAAAAUAAAUAAUCAUGAGGAUCAAGCAACCGAGUAACAAUGGCAACGUUGUGAUAGAGUUUCGGAAUGAGAAUUUAUUCCCAAAACAUACAAUUAACAGAAGGUGGCUCGUGUCGGACAACGCGGAAUCGAACAACGUGUACAGAAAUUUAAGCAGACACGAAAACUUCAGUCAGAAUUACUGCGACACCAAUGAAUACCGGGAGAAUUUCGAAAGUAACACGUUGAAACAGAGUUUGCUAGUACAAGACUCGAAUUCAGAUGAACUCUCCGUGUGUAACAAGCAGUAUAGAAUUAACAAACAGAGCAACGUGAACUUCGCAAGGUCGUGUGUCGAGGAAGAGAACAAUCUGGAGGAAUUAACGACAAAGGCGUCCGUUACAUACUUCUUAGAAGGGUUUGAUGUUUCAUCUAACAAUAGACCAGUUGAUGAAGAACGAGCCUUUGACCAUUCUGACACUGAUGAGAUGUCAGAAAAAGGAAUACAACCAGUACCUAGGGGUAUAGUGAAUCCAAAUUAUCCAGGCUUCCAACACUUAGCACACACGUUGCAGGAUUAUUCUUCAAACAUAGAAAACUUUUAUCAAUCUGAAAAUGACAUGACUGACGAUGAUAUAGAGAUCACGGAAAUAGGAUAUGAAAACGAACCCAACCAAUAUGAAAAUUCGACAGAAUUUAAGAAUAUUAAUAAUAAUAACUUUUCCGAGACCGAAAUAAGUGUGACGAAACUGUAUUCUCAUUCUAAUGAUACAUUUUCACAAACAAAAAAAUUAGAUAGUCAUAAAAAAAAUGAAGUACCAGAUCUCAUAAAAAAUAUAUCAGAAAACGCAAAUAACAAUAAUAAUAAUAACGAAAACAUAAACAGUGAUUCUAAUUAUUGUGAUGCAGAUUUUGAAAACAAUUUUAAUACCAAAGAUAUUAUUGGAGACUUCAAUAAAGAAAUCGAAGAUGAAAUUAAACAACUGUUAAAUUACAAUAUUAACAUUGAAGAUGACCUUGAAGAAUUGAGGAAAGAUAUAAAGGACACAUUUGCGAAACCUAUUGAAAAUACUAUUAAUAACAUUAGUGAAGUUGUAAAUCACGUUAUCAAAAAACUUGUGGAAACACAAUGUGAUGUGAGCGAUGUCAAUGAAGAGCCGUGUACGGAAUUGAAACAAAAAGAAUUGGUUGAGGAUAUUUAUGAUAUUAAUAAAGAAAAUGAAACAAAUACAAGGGCAGAAAUGAGUCUCAGUAGGCCUACAUUUUUAUUAAUAGAAAAUACUAACAGCACCAUAGCUGAUGCAUUCUUAUCCGAUGGAAAGGAUGAAAUCAGUAUAUACUAUAGUGAUUAUGACACUGAUAAAUUAAGCCAGAAUGUGGAAAAUACAAUUAAACAAUUAAGUACUGAACUUAGAAAAAUUAUCCCCAAGUUAGAUGAAAUGCGUGAGAGGGAUAAAUUAUGGCAUGCAAGCGUUUUAGAAUCGGUCCCAGUAGUGGUUACCGAUGGAAAUUCUAAUGAAAUAGCCGGGUCUUCAAAGCCAUAUAAUUUGUCGCCAGUAAAUGCGAAAUAUAAUCAAAAAGAAAGUAGUCAACAUUUUGCACUAGAUGUUCUCCAUAAUCGGAAUGGAAUCAAAAAUGAAACGAGAUCAUUGAGAGAGUGCCACUCAGACCAACAGUCGAGCAAGAGUUGUGGUCAAAAUGCUCAAACAACCACAUCCGUCCGUAUGAAAAAUAACAGUGCUAACGACUGUGAUCUAGGGAGUUUUGAUGUGUACAAUAUAGAAACAGCUUUACCAAAACUAGACUUCGACGCAAUUGAAAAUCAUCUGAAAGCAGCUAAGGAAGCUGAAAGGCGGAAACAUAAUGAUAGAGAAGAAAUCAGGCGAAGGUUGGCCAUGGGUGCCGAUGCUGAAGAGUACUACAGCUUAGGACAUACAGAACGCCCUGGAAAGAAACCAAGUUUACAUUCUCGGCUUCAAAAUGGGAAAAAUCUUCAAAUUUGUUUCAUGAAUGAAACAGCAUCAGAUAAUGAAUCCCAAGCUUCAGAUCUAGAGAAAAGUUACAGUAGUAAGUCAUCAUCUCGAACAAGCCUUUUCAACAAAUCAAGCUAUAACCACCCAUACCAAACCAGACCAUUGUCAGUGAGCAUUACAAAACAUGACAAAAUAAGUACUAUGCAAAGUGGAACAAAGUUGCGUCCAUCAUCAUUUACAUCAAAGACCUCAAAAUCUCGAUCAUCACACUCACUGGGCCACAUAGAGCUGAAGGAGUCUGACUUCUAUGCUUUACAAGCCACCCUUCAAACAGAGGCCAGAAUUGCAUUGGCUCAAGCUAAAGAAAUGGCUCGUAUUCAAAUGGAGCGUGAGCGACGAAGCCGCUCGGUGUCGCCGGUGACGGAGAUGCUGCGGCGCAGCCUGGAGAAGGCGCACGCGCCGCUGGCGGGCGACCGCCGCCGCGUGUCGCGGCAGCUGCUCACCGACAUGAACGUCGCCCAGCUACAGGUGAUAGUGAACGAGCUGCACUCGCAGAUCUCGUCGCUGAACGAGUCGCUGGUGACGCUGCUGAUGGCGCGCGACGAGCUGCACAUGGGGCAGGACUCCAUGCUCGUCGACAUCGAGGACCUCACCCGCUACCUGGGCGUCAAAGAGCAGACUAAGAAAACCAAAGGAAGUACAAAGUCAGGAGUGCGGAGGUUCACUUCACUAGUGCACAAAUAAGUACACCCUAUUUUAAUGUUAGGCAUAUGCAAUCUAUUAUUAGAAUAUUACGGUUGCUAUAUAACCUAAGCUGAGUAUAGUGCGAGCGGUCGUGUUUUAUCCAAGGAGUACGUUCAAAGUAUUUAGGGAUGCAAAGAUCGUUAGAUAUAUGUAUAUAAAGACCGUUCGAUAUGGUAAUAUGAUGGUAUGUAAUAAUUAGGUUGGAAAUAGGGUUACGCUGAAAUCUGUUGCAUCAGUCAGUAAUUGAGCACUAUGGUUGGAAAGGUAGGUUUGUUUUUUAAAGUAAUCGUAACUUCAUUAACAAAAUUAUGUUAACUUACAGCGCGGCAGCGACUCGUACACGUACGUCCCGGGAUCUAUUAAUUUUCUAUACACAUUUUGUUGAUUCUUGCGUUCUCACAAAAAUUUGUGCUUGCCCACGUGUAUACAGUGGCGACAUUUACAAUGAAUUCAUGUAAGUUCACGUACUGUUGACCGUACAAAAAUGUAUAUUGUUUUGUCAUUGUUAAGAAAUUAUAUUCAAGUGAAAAAUAAACUUGAACUUACUCUACAGAUAUCAAAACCACUGUGCAUAUAUAUAUAUUCGAUGAAAUAAAUGCACACAUACAGUGUUAAGUAUGUACAAUAUAAUUUCUUAUUGUGUGACUGACCGACGCGGUGACAACAGCGCAACGCUAUUUCCACCUUCACAAUCUUCGCACUAUAUAUCAUUUUCAUAUUUACUGCUACUAAAUGUAAUCACAUAUAUACAACAGCUCUAAAUGACGCAUACCUAUACAAUACGUUACAAAGUUUACUGGGUUCGAUAGUCGAUGUUGAGUUAUUACGGAAUAGAGAAUAUUACGCAAUGUUGCAACACCAACAAAAACCCCCAUUGUCAUGGUGCACAAGUCAAUAAUAUGUCAUUCUUUGCAAGACUUCUCAAAAUACGCCGUUUGCAUCUCAUAUUUUAGUGCGUGGCGUGAUGACAUAACAGUAAUAUUCCAUUUACCAUGUAAAUUAAUAGUAAAAAGUUCAAAUUUAAUAACUUAAUGUAGUAGACAUAACUAAUUAGGAGGUGCUAAGAUAGAAUUCACGCAAACAAAUGUUUUUUUUUUUCUGAUUAAUUUAAAAUCACAAUGCGUCGUUCGCAAAUGUCCGUAAUAUCGAUAGCACGGUGUUAGGCAUUAAUAAUUACAGAUUGUCUACAAAGAGUAGAAAAUAAAUGAGGACGCUAUGUCCUUUGGCUGGUAACUCUGGUGUUUAUCAACCAAUCUUAACUAUUCUAUUCUUUGUGUUCAUGGAAACAAUAUGGUAGUUUUUAAAAAUCCAUUUUCUACUUUUUAUAGACAGGUUGUACAAAAGCGCGAGCAAAAACUAGUUAAUUAUAUUACCUGGAAAUUACACAACUUUGCCGAAUUAUAUCGCGCACGCGUUUGUAUGGUUAGUUCCGACUUAGGGCCCGUAGAUUGAGCCCUCCCUCAGAAUUACUUCGCCGUCAGUAGGUACUCCGAAACGGUAGAACUAUUUUCCGAUUCAUUUAUACAUACGUCGGUGGUAUCAAAAUCGUAACAGGCGAUGUCCUUCAUUUAUCUAUGGUUAUAAUAAUUUAUUUAUGUAUUUGUAGAGUGUCCUAUUCAUAAUAUACCGUCCCAGGAACUCUUGGGACGGUAUAUUUUGAAUAAAAAGUAAAACUGGUGUCGAAGUCAAUGAGGACCAAAACUGUGUUUCGUGACAACUGUGAUGUAUUUAUUUGAAAACAAUGCAAGAUAAUGCUUAGACAAUUAUUUAGUUAAUUUACGUACACAAAUGUGCAUUAGUUAAAUUAUAUUUCACCAUCCAAUUUUAUUGGCUCGUAGCAGAGCCAAUCACGUCUUGCCUUCGUGAACAUACUCAAUGUUAUUAGCUAACGUAUAUAUCUACUCAUAUGUCACUAAAUAGAGGACAUUUUAGAAUCUUCAUGUUAUGAAAGUUAUAGCUGUCUAAUAUAAUAAACAUUUUACAUAUAGCAUGUUUAAAUUAUGUUGAUUGAUUAUUGUAUAAAUUAUUUAAAUGCAAAAUAAUAUUGUAUAAAUCUUAUUUAUGGGACACUGUACAUACCUAAUAUUAGCUGCAUAAGAAAUUUUAACAUGCUGUAUGUAAAUAUUUCUCCGUCGAAGUUUCCUGUCUACAUACAUAUUGCAAAUACAAACAUUUUAGUGUAUAUUCACGUUAAAAUCAUGUCCGCUUUAAGAUAGAUAUUAUUAGCCCACCUAGAGAUAUUAUAUUUUGUGAUUAUUCGCAGAUUAGAGUAACAUAUUUUUUCAUUGUAGUCGUUCAUGUUAUUGUAAUCAGUGGGUUUUCCAGCAAUAGGAUUGUCGGUACAAACCUGGACUUUGUACAUUCAAAAAUUGCAUCACGUUAAUAUCUAGGCAAUAAGAUAUGAUAUCGUUUUAAACAGCUGUUAAUAACAUGCAGCAGUGUUAGUCGCUCAUAGAAAUCAACUUGUAUAAUAAUGUCGAAAAAGAGAGCAUAUAAGAGCUCAGUUCUUAUCUGCUCUCUUUUUCGACAUUGUUUGGCAGUUCGUACAGUUCAUUCAUCAUGCUUGUGUACUAGUAAAAACGGAUCGCAAAACCUAGUAUAUUUAUGUCGCAGCCAUGGUGAAAAUAGCCGUUCAAUAGACUGAACGCCAUUCAACCACACGUCUAGCUUUUUAACACUCACCGCCGCGGCGAUAAGUGCGUUUUGUUUUCAAUAUCGCAUCAACUAACCGGUGUUUUUAAUUGUUUCAAGAUAUUUUUCGGAAAGAAAGUAGUAAAUAUACAUUACUAGUGUUAUUAAAGAGACAGAAAUUAUGGAAGCACGAGUGAUGCGAGUGAAUCAAAGUUUAAACAAAUAUUCAAGGAGAAAUUAGUUAAUUCUAUCUAUAAUUACAUUUAUACUUAUUUCAUCAAACUUUUGGUUACCUCUUAAACUUAUUUCAAGAAUAAUCUCCCAAGAAAUUACAAAAAGUUUUCCAAUUCUUUCAAAUUACAUACUAUACUAAUGGUCACCCUAGUUAAUUUGCCAUUUACCUAGUCGGCUAAACGACGUAUAGCCGUGUGAUUGAAUGGCGUUGUUCAGUGUAAGGUCUAUCUGUUUGAUUGAACGGCUAUUUUAACCAGUUGGUUGCGACAUUUACAUUUAAGUAUACAUAUAAAAUGGUACACGCGGUUCAUGACUUACGAACAUUCAUAGUGGCUUAUUAUCAUAAGCACUGUCACACAGUCAGGACUGACUAAUUGGUGGAAUGAUAAAAGUCCGAUUAUAAAUAGUGAGUUCGUAUAAAAAGGAACUAAUAUUACAUAUUGCAAUUUGUGACACGGACAUUGAUGGAAUUUAAUCCCGCAAACCAUGUUUAAUAGCUAUGUUUUAAUCAAACUUUGAUAUUACUAUAGUGUGGUUUCUUCCACUAUUAGCUAAUAACCGCGAUAGAGUAACAUUUAAAUACACAUAGCAAAUAAAACCAGCCGUAUUACAAAUUUGUACAAGUUGUUGCCACAAUUGCACUUACAAGGCACAUGACCAGAAGUCAUAAGAUAUUAUUUUUGUUACCUUUAUAAAGCUGAUAUUUCGUUAGCAUGAAAUGUAAAAAAAAAAUCCUUCAAGACAUCAGUAAGAUUACAUUGUUGUUAUAUUACUAUCCAGUUUUUACUGAUUUAGAUUUUGCUCAAUUAAUUUAGUAUUUUUAUUUUUUCAGCUCAUACUUGAUUUAUAACGAGGUAAAAUCAAAUCUAUAAUAAAAGAUGAUAUCUUUGAUGAUUCUUUAGAAUAUAUAAUCAUGGUUUGGUCGAGUCCCGUUAUGCUCGUUCUUUCUAAUAAUGUAAAAAAAAAAACAAAAUUAACUUAAAUGAAAUGUUAGAGAGCUAUCCAUUCUAUAUUAUGGUAAAUAAAACCUUCAUGUUGUUCAAGAAACUCUGAUUUCGCAGUAAUUGCAGAUAUUGAAUAAAAAAAUAUUUGAAAGACGUGUUUCAAACGGGACUCACUUGUUUCUUUACUUUUUAAAAUUAGAUUUUGGAAAAAAUCGAAUUUAUUAUUUGUAUAUUUUGAUUUGCCCAAUUAGGAUCUCACGUUCUUUUCAUCUAAGUAGAUACCCUACUGUGUAAGUUCCUUCAAGUUUUUUUAAACAAUUAUAUUGAUUAGUAUGCUAGUUUUCUUUUACACGACUGCCCAAAUAUGAAUAUUAGUCUAUUCUACUACAUUCAUAGAGAAACUCGUUGGGAACUAUGUUUCCGUCCUCACAUAUAAUUGAAUCCUAAAUGUUUUCACACACACUUUAGUCUCACUAUCAUAAUGUUAGAUGAGGAUUCUAAUUUCUACUUUGAUUUACCACCGCAGUCGUGUGUUUUCUAUAAUUAGUUUUUUUACUAUAGUUACCAUAUCAUUCGUUUUACUUCUUUAUUUAGAACUGAAUAAAACCUAAUGAUUCUAACUAGUAUCUAGAAAAUCUGAAACGAUUUCUUUUUUAAAGUAUGCAAUAUCCAUCACCUUAAUUGUUAAAAGUAUAAAAAGAUAUACCUAAAUGUCGUACGAUGUGCGAAAUAAAUCUUAUAUACUUUGAAAUAUUCAACAUUUCAAACAUCUUUUGUUAAAGAUAUAAUAAUGGUCUUAUAUUAAACUAUAACUACUUGACUAAAUCUAAUUACAUACAAUCAUUGUAUAUGAUAUUUAUAGUUGAGAGCAGCUGCUCAGCUGCAAUAAAAUGUCAUGAAAACAUCUGUACUGAUGAUAUAAUGCGAAAGCAGAACUAUCAAAUCAUUAGUGGGAACUCAGACGUAAUACAAACUAUUUUUAUCCUAUGAUGAAUAAACACCUAGCCAUACGUGUAUCCCAUGAAGCAUUGGUUAUGCCUAGUAUGGAGUCUGUGUAAACUGCUUAUUGUGGUUUUAGCACAAAAAAUGUUUACUUUGAUAUUUUCCAACUAUAAAUUUAUCGAUGUUUUUUUUCAUUGGCUAAUUGCAACAGAAUAUAUAUCGUACAGUUAUAUUUUGCACAUUUUGUACACAUUGACUAUCCUCGGCAUUUCAGUUCAAUUACAGCCAAUGAAAAUUUCUAGAUACUUUUCGCAUUUUAAAUUAUCGGCUAUAAGUAUGUGUAAAAGUCUGCAACAGAGUUUGAUUUAGAAAAUGUUUUCAAUGAAUGUACGUUGCUAGAUACUCUUCCAACAAUAGAUACUGACACAAACAUAUUGAGUGUCUAGAAGAUGAAAAAAUUUAAAGUGAAAUCUGUUGUAGGCAAAAAGGUAAUUUUUGGGGAAGAGUAAAAGCAACUUUUGUUAUCCUCAGAUAUAGCAAAUCUGAGAAAUGUCUAGGUUCAAAAUAUUUCUGUUUCAUUGAAAGCAAAAUUCCUGAAUCCGGCCCUGUUGUUCUAGCAGCUGAGAGUAGGCAGUACAGCCGUGGUUCGCGGUUGUGUGAGAAUGCUUGGCGUGCUUGGAAAUCAUACCGAUAUGUGAUAAAUACUAUUGAAUCAUUCUAAAUAAAGAGGAAAGUGUUUAAA